UAUUUGUAGGUUAUAUUUUACUAUCGACUAUACAAUCAGUUUGCACUAAACUUAUAAAACAUAUCUAUUUCAAGACAAUAUCAGACUAAAACUAUGGAAUCAUUAUUCGGUACGGAGCCACUGGAAGACUUCAAAUCGGUGUCACAAGAUAUGUUCAAUCACUUAUAUGGGAAUACCGAAAACAUAACAGCUAUCAACUCUACCAUUACAGCAGCUACACAAGAAUUGAAACAAUUAAUAAUACAAUGCAAUUUUGAUCUGGAUCAAGUUGCAGCAGUGAUUAAAACAAAAUCGUGGGACAAAAAUAAAAUACAGCAUUUCUUAACCUUGCUACAAGCAAAAAGAACUGAUUUGCUGUAUUCAUUACUCACACACAGCAACAGCAGUCAUGGAGAAUCAUUAUCAAACUUCAACUGGGUUUUGAAGUUAGUCCUCGGCAGCAGUGAACUGAAGUCAUUAAAGUAUCCUCUCGUGCAGUUGAUGCUGCACACAGACACACCUCAAGGCAAUAAAAGGCAGAGAAUGUAUGAGUUGAAUAAGGAAGCACUGGCUAAGUUUAUCACUGUUUUAGAGAAUGUGGAAUUAAAGUAAGGAGUAAGUAAAGUAAGGAGCACAAUGAGCAGCAAAAAUUUAUAUAUUAUGAUAAAUCCUAUCAUAACAUGGUGAUACUAUACUAAAAAUAAGAAGAAAAAGUGCAUACUAUAUAUGUAUAAGAAUUUUCAAUCACAUUCCCGCCGCUAUUAAGACGCUUUCCGAUGCCGAGUUUAAGAACAA
Molecule: messenger RNA, 774 nt
Organism: Leguminivora glycinivorella
Lineage: Eukaryota; Metazoa; Arthropoda; Insecta; Lepidoptera; Tortricidae
Exons: 2
Coding region: 94-591 (165 amino acids)
Source: RefSeq, a predicted model, not a curated record